Messenger RNA from Schizosaccharomyces osmophilus, 4047 nucleotides. RefSeq names its product translation initiation factor eIF4G (gene tif471). Gene Ontology annotation, cellular component: eukaryotic translation initiation factor 4F complex. The coding region runs from base 1 to 4047 and encodes 1348 amino acids. The record is from RefSeq and is a predicted model, not a curated record. Lineage: Eukaryota; Fungi; Ascomycota; Schizosaccharomycetes; Schizosaccharomycetales; Schizosaccharomycetaceae. The transcript has a single exon. Gene Ontology annotation, molecular function: protein binding; translation initiation factor activity; mRNA binding.
AUGUCUUCGAAGCCGCCAUCGAAUACUCAAAAGUUUAGUUAUGCACGUGCGUUGGCUGCUAGCCAGUCUAUGAAAAAUGCAAACGUAAAACCACAAAACGCAACUUCUGAGAAGCCUGCUGCUCCAUCCACUGAUAUUGCUAAACCUUCGACUGCUGGCUCGGCUACUGCUGAUGCCCAAGAUACUACUCCUUCAACAAAUGCAUCGGUUAAUCCUGAAAAGCCCGUUGCCACUUCUGAAAAAAAAACAGAUGUAAAGGAUGCGAAGGAACAAGAAAAAAAGGCUUCAAGUAGACUUGCUAACAAGGAGAAACCCUUGGAAGCCCCUUCAAAUGCUGGAAAGCCAGCUUCCACGAGUGCUUCUUCAGAGAGCAAGCAGAACCAUAGCGCUGGGUCAAAACCAAAGCAGUCUGAGGAGGCUACUCAAACGCAUGACGUCGAAAAGACAGCACCGGCUAACUCGGAAGAACAAAAAGUUAAUCAAGAGGAACCAAAGGAUGCUGUUGAAAGCACCCCAUCUGAUCAAAAUCAAUCAACAAACACUCUUCCUACCGUUCCAAUUCAAUUUGGAUCAAUCACAAGAAAUGCUCCUAUUUCUACUAAACAGCACAUAAAGGCAAGUGUUCCUUCCAACCAACCAAAAAACAAUGUUCCUCGUAGAAAUAGCUCCUCUAAUCCGACUGGACAGCCCGGAUCCAGUCCCGUCUCCAAAGGUUCCCGUGCUGCUGCCCCAUCCUCUAAUAAUUCCAGUUCUAAUGAUUCUGCUGCUUCAGCCAAAUCUAAUAACACAAACUUAGUUUCUGAGCCUGCUGACCCUUCGGGUCAAACACCUGCAUCUAGCACACCCUCAUUUAACAGUUCUGGUAAACCCCACCGCCAAAACCGUCAGUAUGAACGCUACGGAAAUUCUUAUCCUUCCUACAAUAAAUAUUCCCCACACUAUCAGCAUGGCUAUUCUUAUAAAAAUAAUGGUCGUAAUGAUACUCAGCGCUACAACAGAGGAAAUGGAAGAAGACAGUACAACAAUGGUCAUUCCGGUUACCCUCCUUUCGCUUCCAAUGGCCGGAACUCUGCUCAAAAUCCUCGGAAUACUCCUCAAGGUAUGGGUUCACCUGCUAAUCCUGUUCAGAUGCCUGUAUCAAUGCAACCUCCCUAUGGCCAAAUUUACGGACAAGCACCAUAUAUUGUUGAUCCCAACAUGAUGCAAUAUGGCGCAAUGUUACAGCCAGGCUAUGUUCCUCAAUACUAUCCCGUAUAUCCACAAACGCCAUUUACACCACCAACUUUCCCCAAUAUGUCCCGUAGCACUUCCCAAGUAUCGGAACCAGUUGUUGACUCGCCAAACUCUUCUACACCCGUAAGUUCCAGAUCUGGCUCAUUUACUCCUAUUGUGAAGCAACAGAAGAAGAGCAGUGCGCUGAAAAUUGUCAACCCUGCUACCAAUACUGAGGUAGUUGUUCCUCAAAAGAGUAAAUCUGAGCCUAAGUCUGAAGAAUCUAGCCCACGGUUAGACAGUGCUGUUACUCCUCAUUUAACAGAAGAAGAGGUUUCCAAGCGGAAGGACGCCGUUAAACAAGCUGUUCAACAACGUAUUCAAGAAAAAGCGGAAGAAGAGGCUAGAAGACACGCUGAAGAAAAGGCCAAGCGAGAGGCUGAAGAAAAGGUGAAACGUGAAGUCGAAGAGAAGGCCCAGAAGGAAGUCGAAGAAAAGGCCCAGAAGGAAGCCGAACAGAAGGCCAAGCUGGAAGCCGAACAAAAGGCCAAGCAGGAGGCUGAAGAAAAGGCCAAACAGGAAGCUGAAGAAAAGGCCAAACAGGAAGCUGAAGAAAAGACUAAGCGUGAAGCUGAAGAAAAGACUAAGCGUGAAGCUGAAGAAAAGUCUAAACGUGAAGCUGAAGAAAAGACUAAACGUGAGGCUGAAGAAAAGACUAAACGUGAAGCUGAAGAAAAGACUAAACAUGAGGCUGAAGAGAAGGCCAGUCGUGAGGUUGAAGAAAAGGCUAAACGCGAAGUCGAAGAGAAGGCUAAGCUUGAGGUCGAAGGAAGCUCGAAAUCUGACGAGCUGCCAAAGAGCGAUGAUCAAAAGGAAGAUAAGACCAAGCCUGAGGACAUCAAGAUUUCUCCCGAAUCUUCUGUUGUGGAGUCUCGCAAUUUAACUCCCAAAAGGGAAAAUCUGUCUGGCAUCGAAAGUUUAAAAUCUCCUUCGAAACCUUCUGCUGCUCUCAACUCUUUACUUCAAGCUAGUGUUAUUUCAGAUAUUUCCAGCAUUGUCUACCCUUCUCCCUUAAAGCGACCUGCCACCGAGGGUGAAAUUAAGGAUGGUAAACUUAUUUACGAUAUCCCUUUCCUUAUGCAGUUCCAAACAUAUUACACAGAUAAGCCUGCUUAUGGCUGGGAUGAGAAAAUGAAGGGAACUGUUACCCCUGCUUUCAGCGACAAGAGUUCUCGUGGUGGUUAUGGUUCCAGUCGUCAAAGCUCUCGCUCUGGUUCUACUAGGGACUCACACGCUGGCCCAGGCUUUGGCGGUCAUUCUGAAAGAAAGUCAAUGUCACGCCUUGGUGUUGAUCGCGGCUUUGGUGAUUCAGGUACAGGAUUCCGUUCUGGUAGUAAUUACAAGAGUGCUCCUAGUCGUGGCAUGAGUCAUCAUGGUCAUGGUGGGUCACACAGAGGUUCCCAGCGUGGGUCCCGUCGUGGUGGCGGCGGUGAACGCGAAAAGGCUGACCCUUCUACUUUAACUAUUCCUGCCGAACAAGUGCAACCAUUGCAAUUAUCGGCUAACCGUUGGCAACCUAAGAAACUUGCUGAAAAGCCUGAAGCCAAGGCUGAACAGGAAGAAGAUCUUCUUCCUCCUGAGGUUAUUCAUCGUAAGGUUAAGGGUUCUUUGAACAAGAUGACCUUGGAGAAAUUCGAAAAGAUUUCGGACCAAAUCUUAGAGUUGGCCAUGCAAUCCCGUAGAGAGACUGAUGGUCACACUCUUAGAUUAGUUAUCCAAUUGACAUUCGAAAAGGCUACUGACGAACCAAAUUUCUCUAACAUGUAUGCCCGAUUUGCUCGUAAGAUGAUGGACAGUAUAGAUGACUCUAUAAGAGAUGAAAACGUAUUAGACAAGAACGGUCAACCUGUUAGGGGUGGCUUGUUAUUUAGAAAAUAUUUGUUAAGCCGUUGUCAAGAGGACUUUGAGCGUGGUUGGAAAGCUAGUCUUCCAGCUGGAGGUGCUGGAGAGACUGAGAUUAUGUCUGAUGAGUAUUAUAUUGCUGCUGCUAUCAAGCGUCGUGGUCUUGGUCUCGUUAGAUUCAUUGGUGAGUUGUUUAAGCUCAGUAUGCUUUCCGAAAAGAUUAUGCACGAAUGUAUAAAACGCCUUUUGGGUAAUGUUACAGAUCCCGAGGAAGAAGAAAUUGAGAGUCUGUGUAGAUUAUUAAUGACAGUCGGUGUAAAUCUUGAUGCUACUGAAAAGGGUCAUGCUGCGAUGGAUGUAUACAUUCUUCGUAUGGAAACUAUCACCAAAAUCCCUGACUUGGCUUCUCGUAUUAAAUUUAUGCUUUUGGAUGUUAUUGAUUCUAGAAGAGCUGGUUGGAAUGUUAAGAAGGAAAUUGAAAAGGGACCAAAAACUAUUCAAGAGAUUCACGCGGAGGCUGAGCGUAAAAAGGCGCUGUCUGAAGCUCAAAGACCUGCCCGUAUGCAUCGCGACAUGAACCGUGGCGACUCUAGAAUGGGUGGCAGAGGUAGUAACCCUCCCUUUGGAUCCAAUGAUUGGUCUAAUAAUAAAGAUGGGUAUGCCAGAUUAGGUCAAGGUAUUCGUGGUUUGAAAUCUGGCACUCAAGGAUCACAUGGUCCUACCAGUUUGAGCUCCAUGUUGCGUGGUGGAAAUGUUAGCCGAAGCCCCUCAAGACAAAGUAGCACACCACGAAGAGAGCCUGCUAGACAAGCUCCUGCGAAUCAACCAGUAACAUCGGCAAACUCCUUUGAACUUUUGGAAGAACAAGAUCAUGACAACGAUGGAUCAUCAAGCCAUAAAAAUCCUAAUUCUAGUUCGAAAGUUAACCCUUAA